Aureobasidium vineae is the source of this 813-nucleotide messenger RNA. The record is from the annotation of a GenBank genome assembly. Lineage: Eukaryota; Fungi; Ascomycota; Dothideomycetes; Dothideales; Saccotheciaceae.
AUGGCAACAUACCUCAUUACUGGCGCUUCCAGAGGCAUCGGACUCGAGCUUACCAAGCAAUUGCUCGAACUACCGGCCUCCCAAGUCUCCAAGAUCUUCACCGUCGCUCGCAACGCUGAGAGCGAUGCCAUCAAGCAACUUGUGCAGGAAUACCCCGACCGCGUCUAUCCAGUCUCUGCUUCUGUCGAUGACACCGCCAAUGUCCAAAAGGCAGUCGAAACCAUCAAGGCCAAGCUUUCAGGUCAAGGUCUCGACGUUUUGGUCAAUAAUGCCGGCAUCAGUGGUUUGACUUUUGGCUCUGGCUCAAUCAAGGAUAUGGAACUCGACCAGUUGACUCAGGUUCUCGAUGUCAAUGUGGUUGCGGUACAGAGGAUGAGUGCUGCUUUCAUGCCUUUGCUCGAGCAAGGCACUCAGAAGAAGAUCAUCAACAUGUGUGUAUCUCACCAGAUAGACCUAAAUGUGAAAGCUGACAAGAACACUCAGNNAUCUUCGGGACUUGGCUCCUUCGCCUAUGCUGCUCACACUGCAUCAAUGCCUACCGAUGCAUACAUCAUCUCCAAGACUGCCCUUAACAUGCUUACCCUGAGGUGGGCGCACCAGUAUUCGAAUACUGGAUUCACCAUCUUUGCCGUCUCCCCUGGCACCGACAUGGGCUCUGCUAAUGCAGACCUGAGUGUUGAGGUAGGUGUCGCCGAGGUCAAGAGACUCAUCUUGGUAAGCGGCAAAGAACAGAAUGGAAGGUUUCUGAACAUCAAGGUGCCCAAGACGGAUGAGAUGAUGUGGGAGUAUGACGGCAAGGAUAUCCCUUGGUAG